Molecule: messenger RNA, 1625 nt
Organism: Elephantulus edwardii (Cape elephant shrew)
Lineage: Eukaryota; Metazoa; Chordata; Mammalia; Macroscelidea; Macroscelididae
Gene: SLC24A5
Product: solute carrier family 24 (sodium/potassium/calcium exchanger), member 5
Exons: 9
Coding region: 1-1572 (523 amino acids)
Biological process (GO): melanocyte differentiation; intracellular calcium ion homeostasis; calcium ion transmembrane transport
Cellular component (GO): membrane
Molecular function (GO): calcium, potassium:sodium antiporter activity; calcium channel activity
Source: RefSeq, a predicted model, not a curated record
AUGAUCUGGCUUAAUCCUCCUCUGCUCCAUUCCUUAAAUGCACACUGGUGCAAGAGCACAGGCAAAAUGCAGACAACCGGGGGCCUGAGGUGGGCAAAGAGGGCCCUGCUGCUCUCCACCCUCUGGGCCACCGCACAGCUGCCUGCCCCCGGUGCCUCCCUGCCCCGGAGACUCCCAAGGGCCACAGAAAAUGCCUCCGAGUGUGUUCUUUCUCCAUCCUCGGAGUUUCCUGAAGGGUUUUUCACAAAACAGGAACAGGCAGAGGGAGGCAUCAUCAUCUACUUCCUGAUUAUCCUCUAUAUGUUCAUGGCUGUGUCGAUUGUCUGUGAUGAGUACUUCCUGCCGUCCCUGGAAAUCAUCAGUGAAGCCCUUGGAUUGUCUCAGGAUGUUGCGGGAGCAACUUUUAUGGCAGCAGGUAGUUCAGCUCCUGAAUUAGUUACCGCUUUCCUAGGUGUAUUUGUCACAAAGGGAGAUAUUGGCAUUAGUACAAUUCUUGGAUCUGCAAUUUAUAAUCUUCUUGGCAUAUGUGCAGCUUGUGGCUUGCUAUCGAACAUGGUUUCAACCCUAUCUUGUUGGCCUCUAUUCAGAGAUUGUGUGGCCUAUGCAGUUAGCGUAGCAGCAGUUCUUGGCAUAAUAUUUGACAACAAAGUUUACUGGUAUGAAGGAAUUUUACUGCUUCUGAUAUAUGCAUUAUAUGUUUUGGUUCUGUGUUUUGAUGUUAAAAUUAACCGAUGCAUUAUAAAGAAAUGUAGCCCAUGCUGUACCUGCCUUGUCAAAGCUAUGGAGGAAAGAAAUGAACAACAGCCACUAAUGGGAUGGGAAGAUGAUGAUCAACAAUUUGUACGCCGGCAAUCAAGAACUGAUAGUGGAAUAUUUCAUGAUGAUUCUGGCUACUCCCAGCUUUCUUUAAGUUUACAUGGUCUCAGUCAGGUUGCUGAAGAUCCACCAAGUGUUUUUAACAUGCCCGAAGCAGAUUUAAAAAGAAUUUUUUGGGUGCUAUCCCUUCCUAUUAUUACAUUACUUUUUCUAACCACACCAGAUUGCAGAAGAAAAUUCUGGAAGAACUAUUUUGUGAUAACAUUUUUUAUGUCUGCACUAUGGAUAUCUGCAUUUACAUACAUCCUAGUUUGGAUGGUCACAAUAACUGGGGAAACACUGGAAAUUCCAGAUACAGUAAUGGGCCUUACUUUAUUAGCAGCAGGAACAAGCAUACCAGACACAAUUGCAAGUGUGUUAGUUGCAAGAAAAGGUAAAGGAGAUAUGGCAAUGUCUAACAUUGUGGGAUCCAAUGUGUUUGAUAUGUUAUGCCUAGGUGUUCCUUGGUUUAUUAAAACUGCAUUUAUAAACACGUCAGCUCCUGUAGAAGUAAACAGCAGAGGACUCACUUAUAUAACCAUCUUUCUUAACAUUUCAAUUAUUUUUCUUUUGUUAGCAGUUCAUGUCAAUGGAUGGAAACUAGAUAGAAAAUUGGGAGUAGUAUGCUUAAUAUUAUACCUAGGACUUGCUACACUAUCAGUUCUGUAUGAACUUGGUAUUAUUGGAAAUAAUAAAAUACAGGGCUGUGGAGGUUGAUGAUACCAAUAGCAUUAUGUGGAAAUGUGAAUAAUGGAGAGGGGGUAUAAGGG